AAGACAACCUGACUGGCGGGCGGUGCGUGAUCCAAGAAUGUUGGCUAAGACUCUUUUCAUCGUUGCUGGUGAGUGAGUUUUCUUGCUAUUAAGUGGUUGAGAUUUUUUGUUUUUAAUUCACAUUCGUAGCCGGUACUAAAGAAAAGUGCUCUGUAACUACCAAUUACUCAGCAAUAUAAGUGGGUUUUUUUAAAUAUCAGUAAAAUGCAGUGGUGUUAAAGUGAUUCUUUAUUCAUGUUUAUAAACAAAAUAUUUUUUUUUAAUGUAAAAACAUGUAAUGAGCAUAAUAGCUCAAAUCACUAUUCCAACAUCUGCACUGCAAUGUAUUGAUAUAGUGAUACAUUUUUGAUAAUUUUAACAUAGCACCAUUCAAUAAAAUUAACAUUUUUAAUAUAAAUGGUAGAGAAUAUUUUUAAAUCAGUAUUUUAAAUCAAAGUCAUAUCAGUUCAAUAUUAUUUCAAUUUAAAAAAAAAAAAACACAAGGAAAAAAAAAAGGAUUUUUCAAGUAAAAAGUCUCCUGCCACAAGCAAAUUUAAAAACAAUACUGUGACGCGCCUGACGACGGCAAAAGUAGCACAUGAAAAUUAAAGGUCUUCUUAAAUUCCUGAACUAAACGAAAAUAAUAAUGCGUUUCUAGAAAUUACGUCUAAGAUGAAUUUAUUUGCCUUCCGUCAGAUUUUUGCAAUAAAAUAAAAUUUUGAAAAACACCAAGACGUCUGUCUGUGUUCAAUGUUCAACUUGAUCCCAAGGUUUGAAUCCAUUCUGCCACCUUUAAUCUUAAUCGCAGUUUCUUUAAAAUAUGCGAUCAAGAAAUCAACAAGGAGAGAGCGCUCACGAACUGUUUCAGAAACAUAGAAUUACUAUUACUAUAUCUUAUGCGUUGCAUUUUUUUUUCCAUUAAAAUAUCAAGAAAAAUGGUUGGUGAAUAGAGUAAAUCUGUAUAGAUUAUUUCUCAAAUCACCCAUGACAACAUUAUAGGUUCUAAAAUCACCCAUAACAUCACAAUAGUUUCUCAAAUCACCCUUUAAACCAUCACAAUUUUUCAAAUCACCCGUGACAGCAUCAUGGUUUCUCACUUCACCCUUAAAGCAUUGUAGCUUCUCAAAACACCAGUGACACCAUCAUUUUUUAUCAAAUAACCCAUGACACCAUUAUAUGUUCUCAAAUAAUCCAUUAUAUCAUAAUACUUUCUCAAAUCACCAAUGAUACUAUCAUAGUUUCUCAAAUCACCCUUGACAUCAUAUUGGUUUCAAAAAACAUCCUUGAAACCACCAUAGUUUUCCCAAUCAUCCUUGACACCACCAUUGUUUCUCAAAUCACACUUGCCACCACCAUAGUUUCUCAAAUAACGCUUGACGCCACCAUAAUUUCUCACAUCCCCCUUGACACCAACAUAGUUUCUCAACUCACCCUUGACACCAACAUCUUUUCUCAAAUCCCCCUUGAAACAACAUAGUUUCUCAAAUCACCCUUGGCUCCAACAUCGUUUCUCGAAUCACCCUUGACAUCACAAUAGCUUCUCAAAUAACCCUUUACACAACAAGAGUUUCAUAAAUCUCCCUUUGACACCACCACAGUUUCUCAAAUCCCCCUUCACACCAUCAUAGUUUCUGGAAUAUCCUUUGACACCACCAUAGUUUCUCAAAUACCACUUGACACCACCAUAGUUUCUCAAAUCCCUCUUGACACCACCAUAGUUUUUCAAAUCAUCCUUUACACCACCAUAAUUUCUCAAAUCGUCUCAUGACACACCCAUAGUUUCUCAAAUCACCCUUGACACCACCAUAGUUUCUCAAAUCACACUUGACAACACCACAGUUUCUUAAAUCAACCUUGACACCAACAUAGUUUCUCCAAUCACCCUUACACCAAUAUAGUUUCUCAAAUCCCCUUUGACACCACCAUAGAUUCUGGAAUCACCCUUAACACAUUAUAGUUUCUCCAAUCCCCUUGACACCACAAUAGUUUCUCAAAUCCCCCUUGACACCACCAUAGAUUCGCAAAGCCCCCUGGACACAACCAUAGUUUCUCAAAUCCCCCUUGACGCCACCAUAGUUCCUAAAAUCCACCUUGAAACCAACAUAGUUUCUCAAAUCACCCUUGACACCAACAUCGUUUCUCAAAUCACCCUUGACACCACAAAAGUUUCUCAAAUAUCGUUUGACACCACCAUAUUUUCUCAAAUCACCAAAUACACCAACAUAGUUUCUCAAAUUCCUUUGACACCACCAUAGCUUCUCAAAUCACCCUUGCCAACACCAUAUUUUCUCAAAUCAUCCUUGACACCAAAAUAGUUUCUCAAAUUACCCUUACCAAUAUAGUUUCUCAAAUCUCCCUUAACACCACCAUAGAUUCUCGAAUCACCCUUGACACCAAUAUAGUUUCUAAAAUCCAGUUGAAACCAACAUAGUUUCUCAAAUCACCCUUGACACCAACAUCGUUCUCGAAUCACCCUUGGCACCACAAUAGUUUCUCAAAUAACCCUUGACACCACCAGAGUUUCUUAAAUCUGCUUUUGACACCACAAUAGUUUCUCAAAUCCCCAUUGACACCCAUAUAGCUUAUCAAAUCACCCUUGACACCACCAUAGUUUCUCAAAUAACCCUUGACAUCAUCAUAGUUUCUCAAAUCACACUUGACACCACCAUAGUUUCCCAAAUAACCCUUGAAACAACCAUAGUUUCCCAAAUCACCUUUGACACCACCAUAGUUUCUCAAAUCACCAUUGACACCAAUAUAGCUUCUCAAAUCACCCUUGACACCACCAUAGUUUCUCAAAUCCCCCUUGACACCAAUAUAGCUUCUCAAACCACCCUUGACACCACCAUUGUUUCUCAAAUCACCCUUGAUGCCACCAGUUUCCCAAAUCAACCAUUGACACCACCAUAAUUUCUCAAAUUACCCUUAAAACCACCAUAGUUUCCCAAAUCACAUUUGACACCACCAUAGUUUCUUAAAUAUCCCUUGACACACCAUAGUUUCUCAAAUCACCUUUGCCAACACCAUAUUUUCUCAAAUCAUCCUUGACACAACCAUAGUUUCUCAAGUCACCCUUGACACCACCAUAUAUUCUAGAAUCACCCUUGACACCACCAUAGUUUCUCAAAUCACCCUUGACACCAACAUAGUUUCUCAAAUAACCUUUAACAUCAUCAUAGUUUCUUAAAUCACCCUUGACACCACCAUAGUUUCUCAAGUCACCCUUGACACCACCAUAGAUUCUCAAAUAACCCUUGACACCACCAUAGUUUCUCAAAUUACUCUUGACACAAACAUAGUUUCUCAAAUCACCCUCGACAAUACCAUAGUUUCUUAAAUCACCCUUGACACCACCAUAGUUUGUCAAAUCACCUUUGACACCACCAUAGUUUCUCAAAUCCCCCUUUGACACCACCAUAGUUUCCCAAAUCACCCUUCACACCACCAUAGUUUUACAAAUCACCCUUGCCACCUACAUAGCUUCUCAAAUCACCCUUGCCAACACCAUAUUUUCUCAAAUCAUCCUUGACACCACCAUUGUUUCUCAAAUCACCCUUGACACCACCAUAGUUUCUCGAAUCACCCUUGACACCAACAUAUUUUCUCAAACCACCCUUGACACCAAAAUAGUUUCUCAAAUCAAACGUUCGCUUUGAAUCGGGGGGGGGGGGUAAGAUUUUGGCAAAUGCGCAUUAUUCGUAAUCUCGCAACUCAUUGCGAAAUCUGCAAAACUUUGUUCUAGUCUAUCACGUCAUGCUCUACUGACCACAGUCAUAGCGGAGAAAAUAUGUAUCCAUAGCCAACGAGAUAAAAAAAUAAGCGAUGCCAUUAAAAAUAUCCAGUAUAAUAGUAAUGGGAUGUUGUUGACUGGCAAUGUGUUUAGUUAGUUCCGUGAUAAGUGAUCCGAUAAACACAUAGGAUUGGCGCCCUCAUAACAAAUUUUCUCGUUGUUUUUUUUCAAUUGCAUUUUUUUUAAAUGUAUAACAACAGGUUCAGUGGAUGAUGGCUGAAUUUAGUACACAUGGCGCCCCAAUUCUUUACACAUGGCACUCCGAAUCUGUACAAAUGGCACCCCAACUCUGUACACAUGGCACCCCGACUCCGUACACAUGGCACCCCAACUCCGUACACAUGGCACCCCGACUUUUUUUAAAAAUGACAGACCUGACCUACUCUGUGCACAGGACACUGUUUAGACUCCACGAUAAACCCUCUCUAUGCACAUGGCCAAUCUUAACUGUUAUUUUCAAACAGGAAAAUAAUUUAUACAAUAAGAUGUAUUAAGUUAUUUUUAACACUGUCCCUAUUUCAGCAGUUUUGCACAUUGCCGAUUCCAUCUCAACGACAGCCACACCAACAGCCACACCGACAUCCUCACCGACAACCUCACCGUCAACGUCACCAACAGCCUCGCCGUCAUUAUGCAGUAACCAGACUGAGCUAUGCGGACAAGAAUUCAGAAAAGCAUCAGCCACAAGGUAAUUGUUCUGUCAAAUGACUGUAUGAAUAGCUUCUAUACUGUCAUCUCGGUCAUCACUGUCAUCACUGCCAUCACUGCCAUCACUGCCAUCAUUGUCAUCACUGUCAUCUCUGCCAUCACUGUUAUCACUGCCAUUACUGUCAUCGCUGUCAUCGCUGUCAUCGCUGUCAUCAUUGUCCUCGCUGUCACGGUGUCGUCAUUGUCAUCACUGCCAUCACUGCCAUCACUGUCAUCACUGCCAUCACAACCAUAACUGUUAUCACUGUCAUCAAUGUCAUCACUGCCAUCACAUCUAUUGGGGUUAAAACAGAGGAAUGGUUUACUUUAAUACUUUGAUACCAGAAAAAUUGUCUCCCAUUAAUAUAUUUUUGUUCUCUACGGCCUUAUAUAAAGGGAAAUAAAGAAAAACGAACUUUUAACGGCCAAAAUUCAAUCUUUUCAACUUGUUGUGGUAGCUACACUCAAACCAUGUUUUCAAACGUGCUGUUAUGCACGUUUUAAUAAAUAUUCAUAUUUUUUUAAGUAAAACAGUUUAAUAUUGUCCCCGCCACGGGAUGUCGCAGACAGUGAUAUUCUAAAGACCGUAACUAUCUGUUGUAUCAAUGAAGACGUUAGGUCUCGAUUGGUUACAGUAAAGGAUGUUCCACGCCAUGAAAGCCUUGCAUGAGUUGCUGUAAUGAAAUAAAUUAUCACCUGUAAAGAAUAACUUAUAUGCCAUCUUAUUAAACUCGAAUGAGAUUGAAUCCGUUUUGCAUGACAUAAGUCACAUUUUAAAAUGUUUGUUGUUUACACAUGACUUGGGCCAUCUUACAUUUGACUUGAUUCAUCUGACCUAUGACUUCAGCCAUUUGCAUCUUACUUUCAACUUGAGCCAUCUGACCUAUGACUUACGCCAUCUGACCUAUGAACUGAGCCAUCUUAACUUCAACUUGAGCCAUCUGACCUUUGAAAGUGAAUCAUCUGACUUAUGACUUGAGCCAUUUGACAUAUGACCUAAGCCAUGUGACCUUUGACUUGAGCCAACUGACCUUCACUUAAACCAUCUGACCUAUGACAUGAGCCAUCUGACCUAUGACUUGAGCCAUCUGACCUAUGACUGGAGCCAUCUGACCUUUGACUUGAACCAUCUGACAUAUGACCUAAGCCAUGUGACUUUAGACUUGAGCCAUCUGAACUUCACUUGAACCAUCUGACCUAUGACAUGAGCCAUCUGACCUAUGACUUUGGCCAUAUGACCUAUGACUUGAGCAAUCUGACCUAUGACUUUGGCCAUCUGACCUUUGACUUGAAACAUUAGACCUAUGACUUGAACCAUCUGACCUCUUUCUGGAGCCAUCUGACCUAUAACUUGAUCCAUCUGACCUUUGACCCGACGAAUGACAAACUGUUAAAUAUUUACUCUUCAUUUUUAAAGGUAAGUUUUACGCCAGUUUCAAUGUCAUGUUUAUAUUUUGUAUCGCACCAGGGAGGCGACGUUCGAGUACUACGCCUGCGUCAGAAACCUGAAGAUAUGUGACGCCAAUGUGGAGCUGCUGACGCUAAAACAGGAGACGCUGGCCGCCAUUGUGAACCAGGCGGCUUGCAGUAAGUCCAUGACAUUUGUCUACGUUCAUCGUAACAUAUUCCUACGGAGUCUCUCUUCUCGUUCAUAUGGACCAGAGGCGUUUGCGUUAAGAGUAUAACGAUAUAAAUAACAAGCACAGCCAAUUGAUUAAUUUUCAAUUAUGACAUGGAUCUAUCAUCUUAGGCCAAGGUGGGGAUUAGAAUUAAUAAUAAUGUUCAUAAAGCUUAUUUUAAAUCACGCUUCAUACCCAAAGGUUGGAAGCGCGGUACAAAGACAUCCAUAUUAAAAGAGAAAUGAAAAAAUCUAUAUUUUACCACAUUAAAAUACAUAACGCAACAUUACGAAAACCAUAUACGAGAAUACCCAUUUUAAGUCCUUCAUCCCUUGCAACCAUAAACAACACAGGCCACUAAAGUUAUAGGAGAUAAUAGCUAGCUGGAAUUGAUGGUAGACAACAUCACCCCAACAGGUGUUUGCGAAAUAAAUAUGUUUUCAAAUCGGUUUUGAAAGAUUCCAGUGUCUGGUUGUUUCUGAGAGCGACAGGAAGUGUGUUCCAAAUUUUUGGGCCAGCAAAUGUACUGACGCUUAUGAUAUAUGUCUUGUCUAGUCCAACUCCAGAUACGCCUCUGGUCCUGAUCUAUAUAUUAUACAACGAAAUGUAAAAAACAAAUCUACUUCAAAGCCCUUUUCCCCAAGAAGAAAGAAUGUAAGAGAAAGCUGUUUACUAAGCCGGACCUAGAAACAAAUCCCUAUUAAUUGUGGAAAAUAAUUCAAGCGUGAAGUUGAACACGUGCAAUGCUGAACGUUUCCUUCUUCUUUAAACACCAUAAGCGUUAUUUUUAUUUUAUUCGGUUUUUACUGUUGUUUGUCCGCUGAUGAAGGUUUCAUGUCUACACGUUGGUUGUUUUGGUUUUUUUAACGUAUUUUUUGUUUCGCUUAUUCCUUUAUAGACAAAAUACGCCACUCAUUAAAUACUUAUAUACGUUUGUUAAGUUCAAUGUCAGAUGAUACGCCUCCUACUGCAAGUCUUUAAUUUAAAAUAACUGUAUAAGAUGUGGUCAAUAACAUGUUGAUUAACACCAUGCAAGAUUUAGUUAAACCAUAAAGCUCGCUUUCCAAUGGUUGCAGUUAUAUUCGAUAGCCUGGCAAUAGAUGUCCGUUCAAUAAAUGCAUCAUUUCAGAGUAAUUUUUUCCUGAGUUGCAAUGAAGAAAUACAAAUAAAAAAUCAGCAAUACUAUUAAGUUAUUUUAACCCACCGUUAACCAUCACCCUCUCCCACCCCCAAAUGGAUUUGAAAAGAAGAAUAUCAUAAAGAUUUGUUAAAACUUUUAAAUGAUUAAUUGUAUUUAGUUAUAUAAAGCAUACAAUUAUAAAAAUACAGAGCACAAAAUAACAUCGAAUAAAGAUAUCAAAUACCAAUGACGGAACAAAAUGAUUUCUUUGAAAACAAGUGUCACUAAAAUUUUUGCAGAAAUUAUGUGUUUUUUGGGUUUAUUUUUUUAUACAAUGAUGUCAUCGAAAUUGGAGCUUUUCCUUAAGGAGAAAAUUUGGAUAGUGGAUUUUUUUAAUACAAAAAAAAAAGGGGGGGGGGAGGUUGUGUUAGAUGAUUCAUUUCUAUUUUUCUUUUAAUAUGCAUUUGAGUGAAAAAUUCGCAAAGAUUGUUGGUCGCGAAAUGCAGCAACAUUUUGAUUGCUUCCUCGUGAGCAAUGUUUACUCCCGCCCCCCACCCCCUGGGGUCAUUUACCUCAGUUAGCUGACCCCUGUUAUGAAUUAUUUUUGAAAUUUGCGCACCGCCAUCUUACAAUUCCCCCCCCCCCCUUUCUCUAUAAAUACGGCCAUUGUUGGAGUAUCAAUAUUAUACCUUCUAAGCCAGGCCUGCACAACAUGAGACCUACACAACAUACGACCUACACAACAUAAGACCUACACAACAUACGCCCUACACAACAUACGACCCGCCUUACAUUUUGAAUUGUGCAGGCCUGACCUAGGCUAUAGAAUUGUUUCGUAAACGGAUAGCAACAUUUUGAUUGCUUCCUCGUGAUCAAUGUUUACUCCCGCCCCCCACCCCCUGGGGUAUUUUACCUCAGUUAGCUGUCCCCUGUUAUGAAUUAUUUUUGAAAUUUGCGCACCGCCAUCUUACAAUUCCCCCCCCCCCCCUUUCUCUAUAAAUACGGCCAUUGUUGGAGUAUCAAUAUUCUACCUUCUAAGCCAGGCCUGCACAACAUGAGACCUACACAACAUACGACCUACACAACAUAAGACCUACACAACAUACGACCUACACAACAUACGACCCGCCUUACAUUUUGAAUUGUGCAGGCCUGACCUAGGCUAUAGAAUUGUUUCGUAAACGGAAAUAACACCAAAGUUUUAAAUAUUUUUUUACGCGUUAACUAAAUCGUCCAAUUUAUUGUAUUCCUCUUUCGUUCCCAGAAGACAGCGCCCACUAUGCCACAGCGCCCGCCAUGGGUCAGUCGGUUCUGCUGCUCGUCUCAUUCCUGCUGACGGCCCAACGACUGGCCCGCCAUAUAACACUUGGCAAUUAGCCUCAACACUGGAGGGCCACAGUCUCAGGGAAUGAACUCUUUCACCGUAGCUAUGAACUAGAGAAUAUUUGCAGUAAAAUGAAGAUGGCAAGUGAUGAUGCGUUAGCUGCGUAUCCAUGAUGAGGGGUACUCCAAGCACGCACCAUUGGUCAUUUCACGGAGUCGCGUAUCCAUGAUGGGGCUACUCCAAGCACGUACCAGUGGUCAUUUCAUGGAACUUCUUAUUAUAUGGAUAAUCUAUUUAUUUAUUUUAAUAAUACAGUGUCAAGCGUAGUAUGGAUUGUGUUCCUAAACCAAGACAUGUUUAUAUGUUAGAACCACUCAGACUUAUUUAUGUUACGUACCAUAGACUUCUUUUUAUGUUAGAUCAACCCCAAAAAUAAUUUAUAUGUAAGAUUAGCCCCCUAGACUUGUUUAUAUGUUAGACCCCCCUAAGACUUGUUUAUAUGUUAGACCCCCCACCCCGUUAACAUAUGUGCUUCCGUGACGUAUCAUUACCCCCCACUGUAGCUAUCGCUACAUUGAAUGAACAGCCUACAACUUAGGAUGUGAUCUCAAACCGUGCUGGCUGGGGGUACACAAUGAUGAAUUGCAAGAACAGAAUACCAAUGACUGUCAGAUUAAGGUGAUUUAUUCCAAUGUGCCUGAUUGAUAGGAGGUUGACUUCUGUAACUGUCAAUGUAACAGACAAGUCAUAUUGACUUAUGAUCUACAUUUUACAGAGAUUUUGUUACAGAAAAUAUUAGAGACGUAUCCAAUAUUUCGGUUUAUUUCGUAAUAUAAAGUGUGAUGGUAAGGGAAGUCUCACAGACCGUCUGAGAUAUCACAAAGAUCAUGCUCUCGAUCUGAAGGAAUACGAACCUCUGAAAGUGAAUGGAGUAUUGAUAUUAUGGAUUAUUGAUAGUUGUCCUUGUUAUCACAAGAUUGUGGUUACUGGUAGAAUGUUGAGAUUUAUAUCAUUUUGAUUAAUCAUGUUUAAAAAAUCAAUUUGAUCUAAUUUUCCACUGUGGUUCAUUAAAUGACUGUAAUUUAAUGAUAAUUUUUAAAUUAAA
Molecule: messenger RNA, 9624 nt
Organism: Lymnaea stagnalis (great pond snail)
Lineage: Eukaryota; Metazoa; Mollusca; Gastropoda; Lymnaeidae
Source: the annotation of a GenBank genome assembly